AUGCAUGGUAUAGUUAUUAUAAUAUGCCUGUUAAGAUUCAGCAGUUGCGAAAACGAUGUAAGCAGCCUUUUUGAGGAAAUUAAUAAAAAUGUGGUCAAAUUGAAUGCGAUUGCUGCUGAAAUAGAAUGGGCUUCAAGUAUUAACGACAACACACAAAAACUUAAAGAUAGUUUAGAAUUUUAUCAAAAAAAUCGAAUAUUAUGGCAACGGAAAACUUGCGAUAAGUUGGCUAUUCUCCAAAACCGUCUAAUGUUGAACCAAACCCAGAAGAGACAAGCAUUUCUCUUAUGCAGGCAACCUGCAUAUAAAGUAGGAGAAGCGAGAUCUUUGUAUGAGUUAAAUGAGAAGAUGCAAUCGACCUAUUACAAUGCUGAAGUAUGCAUUCCACGUGCAAAAUUCCUACCUCGUUCACCCUUAAAGAUGAAUCUUACAGAUAUUGAAAAUGCUAUAAUUAUAUAUUUAUCAACGGAAAAACAAAAUUUUAAAUUCAAAAACGUAUAUUUAGAUAGUUUUGUGAAACGUGACGUGCUUUGCUUGAAACAAAAUGAUUUGGAGAAACUCACAGCGUAUUCGAAGAAAGAAAACGUGUUAAGGUGGAUAUGGCUCGCAUGGAGAGAGGAGACUGGUCCACUGAUAAAAUAUUUUUAUAACAAGCUUAUUAAUAUAGAAAAUAAAGCUGCAAGAAGAAAUGGUUAUGCAGACAUUGGUGAAUAUUGGCGAGCUGAGCUUGAGAUACCAAACUUAAAAUAUUUUUGCCACCGACUUUACAAGUCUAUUCUACCAUUGUAUAUGCUUCUUCAUGGUGUUGUUCGGUAUUACCUAAAAAAGAAGUAUGGCGAUAUUGUUCCAGCACGAGGACCAAUUCCGUCACAUUUACUUGGAAACCUCUGGAACCAAAACUGGGAGCCGUUGACAGAUUUAAUAAUACCUAACACUAUCAGUUUAGACGAAAAUAUGAAAAACAUGAAUUGGAAUGUUAAGCAUAUGGUAAAGCGAACCGAAGACUUUUAUCUAUCUUUGGGCUUGCCGGCAAUGACAGACACAUUUUGGCGUAAUUCAGUGUUUACUCAAGGAGGACAUGGAGACUUACGUUGUCAUGGGACAGCGGCAGACAUGUUUAAAAAGGACGACUUUAGAUUAUUAUAUUGCUCUGGUAUCUCUUUGCAAGAUUUUAAUGUAUUACAUCACGAAAUAGGACAUAUCCAAUAUUACAUGGCGUAUGCCCAUCAACCCGGUAUAUUUAGGCAAGCUAACUCAGCGCUACACGAGACAAUUGGAGAAGCAGUAAUGAUUGGAGUCGUAACUCCGCAGCAUUUGAACCGACUCGGCUUGAUCAAUGAUUCAAUUCUGUAUUCAACAGGUGUUAAAAAUAAUGCUUAUACUCUUUUAAGUACAAAUCUAAAUGAAAACGCUCAUUAUAAAUCACACAAAUCUACAAAUAUUCCAAUAAAAGGUAAAUUACUCGUAACUGCAACAAAUGAUGAAAUACUUUUACUAAAACGAGCUUUAAGCAAGCUACCACAAAUACCGUUUUCGCUGCUCAUCGAUGAAUACCGUUGGAGGUACUUCGAAGGAAGUAUUGAAAGAGAUUCACUGAAUAAAGAAUUUUGGGCUAUUGCUUUAGAACUUCAAGGCAUAUCACCUCCUGAAGAAAGAGGAGAAGAUUUUUUUGACGUCGGUGCUAUUUAUCAUGUUGCGGAUAAUACGCCCUAUAUAAGGUACUUCCUGAGUAGUUUCAUUCAGCACCAGUUAUUUGAAAACUUCUGUAAAGUUGCUGUCUUCGGUAAUCAGCAAAUUAAAGAACCAUUGCCUAGUACAAUACUUUUAAAUGAAUGUGAUAUAUACGGAGCUAAAAACGUCGGGAAAAUGUUAAAGAAUUUAAUGUCACGUGGCAACUCUCAGCAAUGGCGUGAAAUUUUAUGGGCUGCAUUAGACGAACACGAUAUUUCACCAGAACCACUGUUGCGAUACUAUCGACCUCUACAGGACUUUUUAACGAGACUGGUUAUUGCUUAUGAAAUACCUAUUGGAUGGUAA
This is a messenger RNA of Parnassius mnemosyne (clouded apollo), 2037 nucleotides long. NCBI's taxonomy places the organism in Eukaryota, Metazoa, Arthropoda, Insecta, Lepidoptera, Papilionidae. The record is from the annotation of a GenBank genome assembly.